AUGGCAAAAACUUUAAGACAAGCAGCCAUAAAUAAAUACUCUAAUUUAGCAUCUAAUGUAAAAACUUCUAAGAAUGAAAAAUCCUCUGAUGUAAAAACCACAUCUGAUGUAGCAACAACAUUCAACGAAAUAAAUUCUGACGAAAAGAAAGACACCUUGUUUAUAAAAGAUAUUCAGCUAGAUCUUUCCUAUUACGCAAAAAUCAUUAUUGGAAACCAAGAAUUCAAUAUUCUUUUAGAUACUGGGUCUUCAAAUCUCUGGAUUCCAAAUAAGGAUUGUACAUCUGCUGCUUGUCAAAAUCAUAAUAGAUUUAAUCCAAGUAGCUCGCCAACUUUUAAAAAAGAAGGUAAUCCUUGGUCUAUCCAAUACGGCACUGGCUUUGCUUCCGGUAUUACCGGAAUUGAUAAUGUUAAAAUUGGACGUUUUACUGCUGAUAACCAAAUUUUUGGCCUUGCAAAUAAUAUAUCUGAUUUUUUUAUACCCUUAGAAAAUGAUGGAAUUUUGGGUUUAGCUUUUGAUAGUUUGAACACUAUUGAUAAUGGCACUCAAACGCUAAUUUCUACUUUGAUUAAACAAAAGAAAAUUAGACCAAUUUUUAGUUUUCAUUUUCAACGUGCUUUAGAUUUUGAUGAUCAAGGAACUUUCACCUUGGGUGGUGUUGAUAAAACGAAAUUUAAAGGAGAAAUUACAUUUAAUCCUUUAAAUAGUAUAAAAUUACCAUUAGAUGGAUUUUGGGUAAUAAAUUUAGAUGAUGCAAUCGUUGAUAGCAAACCAUUGUCUUUUCUUGGGAAGGCCGCAAUCAUUGACACUGGCACUUCAAUUCUCAUAUUACCUGACAAUGACACUGCAGCAAUUCAUAACCAAAUUCCGGGAGCCGUAUUUGAUAGUCAAGAUGAUUUAUACAUUAUCCCAUGCGAUACUACUGCUGUAGUUGCCUUUAGAUUUGGAGGUGUUGAUUUUUCAAUUCAAUCCAAAGAUUUGAUUUUGGCACCAAUAAGUGGCACUGAUUGCAUAUCGUCUAUUAUACCUUCUGGGGAUUCUCUUCCUUCUGAUGUCUGGCUCCUUGGUCAAACAUUUUUAAGAAAUGUAUAUUCAGUAUUUGAUGUGAAAAACAAAAAAGUUGGAUUUGCGCAUAAUAAAUAA
Molecule: messenger RNA, 1143 nt
Organism: Cetraspora pellucida
Lineage: Eukaryota; Fungi; Glomeromycota; Glomeromycetes; Diversisporales; Gigasporaceae
Source: the annotation of a GenBank genome assembly